Molecule: messenger RNA, 1314 nt
Organism: Botrytis sinoallii
Lineage: Eukaryota; Fungi; Ascomycota; Leotiomycetes; Helotiales; Sclerotiniaceae
Exons: 4
Coding region: 1-1314 (437 amino acids)
Biological process (GO): transmembrane transport
Cellular component (GO): fungal-type vacuole membrane
Molecular function (GO): transmembrane transporter activity
Source: RefSeq, a predicted model, not a curated record
AUGGAUCAAAAUACUUCGGCUGGGGGGUCGAUUGAAUCAAAGCGAGAAAAAUUAUCAGGUAAUGAUUCUGACAUUAUUGCCGAAGAACUUCCUCGGGUUGCGCCGAAUCCUCAUGCCGAUAUCCCAAAUGGAGGAGUUGUUGCAUGGCUUCAAGUGGUCGGGAGUUUCUUCUUAUUCUUUAAUUCAUGGGGUAUAGUAAAUAUGUUUGGUGCAUUCCAAACUUUUUAUGAAAAUGGUUUACUAUCUCACGAAUCACCAUCUAAUAUCUCAUGGAUUGGUUCUAUACAAGCUUUUUUGCUCUUACUUGUGGGGGUUUUUACUGGUCCUCUCUUCGAUGCCGGUCUCUUUCGUCCCCUCCUGUGUACUGGGACAUUCAUGGUUGUCUUCGGGAUGAUGAUGACAUCUAUCUCCACAAGCUAUUGGCAAAUUGUGCUUGCACAAGCUAUGUGUAUGGGGAUUGGAUUGGGAUGUCUUUUUGUUCCUAGUGUUGCGAUCGUUUCCACUUAUUUCUCAACACGGAAAGCUUUCGCAACUGGCAUUGCGGCUAGUGGAAGUUCACUUGGUGGCGUACUUUACCCAAUUAUUUUCCAUAAUCUUCAACCUAAAAUCGGCUUUGGUUGGACAACAAGAGCCCUUGGAUUUAUAUUCCUCGCUACUCUUUCUAUCUCCAUCAGCAUAAUGAAGAUGCGUGUGAAGCCAUCGCAAAAGCGAAAGCUGAUAGAUCUGGCCGCAUUCAAAGAACUACCAUACUUACUCUUCACUAUCGGCCUCUUUUUCGGGUUCAUGGGUCUUAAUAUUCCAUUUUACUACAUCUCAUCCUACGCCAUGGAUGAAAAAAUCAUGAAUUCAAACUCGGCAUUCUAUAUGUUGAGUACCAUCAAUGCGGCAUCUAUCUUUGGUCGUAUUAUCCCCAACUACUUUGCCGAUAAAUUCGGACCCUUAAAUAUCAUCAUACCAGGAACACUCAUCGCAAGUGUUGUGGCAUUCGGCUGGACUGGUGUUCAUUCUGUUGGCGGUCUGGUCGUAUUCGCCCUUCUCUAUGGAUUUUCCACAGGGUGUUUCGUAUCAAUUCCACCCACGAUCAUCGUAACACUUAGCCCUCACAUGGGCGUCGUAGGCACGAGAAUGGGUAUGGCUUUUGCAAUUGGUGGAUUGGGUCUUUUGGUCGGUACACCAGUUGCUGGACAGAUCCUCUCGAGUUCCGGAUAUGUUCCUACCAUAGCAUUUUGUGGAGCAUUGCUUAUUGCAACAGUGGCUUUUUUCAUCGCAGCUAGGUUGAGCAAAACUGGGAUGCAUGUUAAGAAGUUCGCUUGA